Lethenteron reissneri (Far Eastern brook lamprey) is the source of this 3055-nucleotide messenger RNA. RefSeq names its product GTP-binding protein SAR1b. Gene Ontology annotation, biological process: intracellular protein transport. Gene Ontology annotation, molecular function: GTP binding; GTPase activity. The record is from RefSeq and is a predicted model, not a curated record. Lineage: Eukaryota; Metazoa; Chordata; Hyperoartia; Petromyzontiformes; Petromyzontidae.
CCACGUCCCCCGUCGUCGUCAUCUUCGUCGUCUCCGCGUGAACUUCACUCACGAAUCGUCGUCGUCACCGUCCGCCCGCCCGCCCGCCUCCAUCCCCGGCCCGGCUGCGUCUCUCACUCGCAGGCUCACCACCAUCACAGCCACCUACAACCACCAGCACCACUACCACCACCACACUACAACCACCCUACUACCACCACCACCACCCUACAACCACCACCCUACAACCACUACCACCCCCCUACCACCACCAUCACCAACAACCACCACCACCACCCCCUACCACCACCACCACCCCCCUACCACCACCACCCCCUACCACCACCACCCCCUACCACCACCACCGCCCCCUACCACCACCCCCUUUACCACCACCAACCCUCUCGCAUGUCUUCCUGAGCCGCAGCGCGUUGUCGUCGUAGUCGUCGUCACACCACCACCACCCGCCUCUCUCCCCCCGAGCUUGUCAAGUAUUCGUUUUGGGCCAAGGCGACCUAGUGAAGCUCAUGUCGCCCUAGGGAAGGCCCAGACCAAGUUUUGAUAUUGCUACCACAGUGCUUAAAUCGAACUCAGUGCCUUUGCAGUUUCCCCCGCUACCUAUCAGAGAUGUCCUUCUUUUUUUCGUGGAUCUAUAAAGGGUUCAGCAGCAUGCUGCAGUUCCUGGGCCUGUAUAAGAAGUCUGGGAAGCUGGUGUUCCUUGGGUUGGAUAAUGCUGGCAAGACAACGCUGCUUUGCAUGCUCAAGGAUGAUCGAAUGGGCCAGCCAGUUCCUACCCUGCACCCAACUUCAGAAGAGUUGACCAUGGCUGGCAUGACCUUUACCACCUUUGACUUGGGUGGCCACGCACAAGCACGCAGGAUUUGGAAAAACUACCUACCUGCGAUCGAUGGGGUGGUCUUUCUUGUGGAUUGCACAGACCAUGAGAGACUCACAGAAGCCAAGAAAGAGUUAGAUGCUCUGAUAACGGAUGAAACGAUCGCCAACGUCCCCGUCCUCAUCCUGGGAAACAAAAUCGACCGGCCAGAAGCGAUCAGCGAGGAGCGCUUGCGUGAAGUGUUUGGCCUUUAUGGCCAGACCACUGGAAAGGGUAAUAUCCCACUCAAAGACCUCAACACUCGCCCGCUGGAGGUGUUCAUGUGCAGCGUGCUGAAGCGACAGGGAUAUGGAGAAGGCUUCCGUUGGAUGUCACAGUACAUCAACUGACCUACACAGCCACUAGCAUCGCUUGCCUCAGUUUGGCUACGACUGUGCAAAAACAUGCAAGGCUUUUUUUACUGUAAACUACCCAGAUGGUUACCGCUUAAAUGAAGACUGAAAUAUAUUGCCACAUCACAACAAACUUUAGUUUGACGAUUCCUCUCAAAGUGUAAGCGCGGGCAGGGAUACAACAUGUGCAUAGAACUUUGUACAGUACAUGCUUAAGCAGCUGUGUAAAUUUUUUGCUUUGGGAGCUUAUGUACAGUUUGUGCUUUGGAAAUGACCGAUUGUUUGCAAAAUUGGACUGCCAAUACUUCUGUGGAUUGUGCUUAUGUUUAUUCUGAUAUUUCAGAAUGUAAAUACAGAAAUAUGAUCAUUAUUACCCUUCCCAACCUCUUUCUAAUCCCUUAAUGAGAACACAAUAUCCGCAGCUAUUUUGCAAUAUAAUAGAAAUUAUCUGUCUAGCUCCUGGGUAAGUGUAUAACAUGAUAAAAAAAAGACUGACAAAUAAGUGCAUUCUAAGAAACGGUGUUAAACAUAGGGUAUAUUAAGCAUCUUCAAACGUGUCUAAGACAGUCGCUCACAGCUUGACAAGUUAUCUGUACUAGUACAUUUUUUGGACCUUUUUUGAAUACAGAGAUCAUGAUGAGAGCAAAGCUAGUUGGUUGUGAUGCCUCCUAGGUUUGAUUUCUCCUUGUACGUUUGUGUGUGUUGUCUGUGCUGCUAUGGAGUUUCACGUUAAACCCAGCAUGGUAGCAGCACUCCCUGCUCGUACACUCUCGCCACGGAACACCAGGAUUCUGGUCUUAAUGUUUUGAUUCGUGCUUAAUGAUCAACUACCUGUUGUUGGUGAUGGGCUCAACACUUAACACUAAGAUAUUUUGAUCAUUUUACUGAAAUAGACUCUGUGGAGCCUAAGUUUCUGGGAGACUCAACAAUAGAUAUUGGAUACAGCCUUUGUCACGUGUUUCAUGGUUUUAAGCCUUACUGUUUGGUAAGUUAUAAAGUGGGGAAAAAUAUUGUACUAUUUGCAUACAUAUUUGCUUAUUGUGUAUAUGCCCCUAUCAUAUAUACAAAUACAGAAAGGCGAUCACAAUCCUUUCUCUACCACACGAUGAAAUUAAACGUGAAAAUUCUCAACUGCUGCAAUGUGUGUACUAGGCAAACUUUGUUUUAGUUUUCUAGUGCCAAAGUAUGUUCGUACAGCACCAGAGUUAAGACGGUCUUAACGCAGUGUGAAUCGUUUUGCAUGAACUCAUCUUUGUGCAAUGCCCUUUAUGAAAUACUGUACCUAUACAGGUUGACUCCCAAGUCUAGCUUGACAAAUACAAUAGCCCGGACUGCUGUAUUAUGUAGGUUUUAUAUACAUGUAAUUAUAUAAUAUAUUUAUGUAGCCAUCUAAACUGAUGAGGUGUGGAAGUGGGAAUGUGCGUGUGAAGAGUGUUGUCACGCUGUGGCUGUGGAUUUGGCCGUGUUUGGUGGUUAUCUGUGUGGCACUUCCAGUUACGAUUUAACAUUUUCUAAAGAAACGCCGGUGGUAGCGCUAAUCUCUGGAUGCCCCAAUGACAUUUCCCUCCAGCAUUGCCCAUAAUGUUGCAGUGAUUUUAAAUAACGUUAUGAUAGUGUUGGUGGUUUUGCCAACAUAAGUGGGGGAAUCUCCCAAUAAAAAAAUCUCAAUACUGAAAAUGUGAUGUCUGUGCCUGGCAUAUGUGGCAUUGGCGAUCCCUUGGGAGAUUUUAGGUGUGCUAAUUUUCUUCAUUAUCCUCUCGCCUUUUUGCCUGCAAUCAUUUGAACUCUGAUUUGGAUGUCUGUUACAUUGUAAAGUGCUCAACAAAUUAAAACAAUUCUUGGUUCUAGA